Molecule: messenger RNA, 1416 nt
Organism: Aspergillus nidulans FGSC A4
Lineage: Eukaryota; Fungi; Ascomycota; Eurotiomycetes; Eurotiales; Aspergillaceae
Product: CRAL-TRIO domain-containing protein
Exons: 4
Coding region: 1-1416 (471 amino acids)
Biological process (GO): intermembrane lipid transfer
Source: RefSeq, a predicted model, not a curated record
AUGGCUUACGUCGGUCACACCCCUCCAGGAUGGCUCGGCAACCUGUCGGCGGAGCAGGAAACGAAGCUGCAGCAGAUGUGGAAUAUCGUCCUCGUCCUCUUGGACGCUGCCUCGCUGGGCGCCCCCGAGCAACCGAUUGAGAACCAGAGCGGAGAGGCCGGGAAAUCGCCGUCAACACUGGCCCGCACCGAUACCUUUGUCUCAGCCAGCGGCAAGAGCGCCUUCACGACGCACUUGUCCCAGACCCUCAAAGAAACCGGCCUGACCAGUAACGAGAUCAAGUCGAUCAAGGAGAUUCUGCACGAUACCACGGCGGAGGAGCUGCGGGCCGGCCUGCUGAGCACCGCCAAAAACGAUAACCCAGACGCUUUAUUGCUGCGGUUCCUGCGCGCUCGUAAAUUCGAUGUCGCCAAGUCGUUCGAUAUGAUGCUGCGGUCGAUGUUGUGGCGGAUCAAGCAGGUUUGCGUCGAUGAAAAGGUCCUGCUCAAUACCGAGUUGCACGCUCUCCGGGAGUCCAAGGAUAAGUCGAAACCCCAUGAAGCCAAGGAGGCCGAAGGGUUCUUAUCCCAGAUGCGCAUGGGCAAGUGCUACCAGCACGGCACGGACAAGCAAGGCCGGCCGGUGGGCGUCGUGCGGGUGAAGCUGCACAAGCCUUCGGCUCAGAGCACUGAGGCUAUCAACCGGUUCAUCCUGCACAUCAUCGAGUCUACCCGGUUGCUGCUAGUACCUCCGGUUGACACAGUGACCAUCGUGUUCGAUCUGACCGGGUUCUCCCUAUCUAACAUGGAAUACCCGCCUGUCAAAUUCAUCAUCGAGUGUUUCCAAGACAACUACCCCGAGUGCCUCGGGAAUCUGCUCAUCCACAACGCGCCCUGGAUUUUCUCAGGCAUCUGGAAGAUCAUCAAGGGCUGGAUGGACCCGGUCAUUGUCUCAAAGGUGCACUUCACGAACGGCGCAAAAGAUCUCGCCAAAUUCAUCGACAUGGACAAGAUACCCAAAGAGCUAGGCGGGAACGAAGACUGGACAUAUGAAUACGCCGAGCCCGUCGAGGGUGAAAACGCCUUGAUGGAGGACACAGCUGCCAGAGACGCUCUGCAGGCGGAGCGCGCCAAGAUCGGCGAGGAUCUGCUCCGCGAAACCUCGCAAUGGAUCAAGGCCGGUGGAGAGCAUAACAAAGAAGAAAUAAAGAAUAUUCAGAGCAGGCGCGAUGAUCUCAUCGAACAGCUGCGUCUCAACUACUGGAAGAUCGACCCGUAUACGCGUGGCAGGAACACGCUCGACCGCACAAACGUUAUCCAGGCUGGCGGUAAGAUUGAGUUUUAUCCUAGCGAGGUUGCUGCGCCCGUGGAUGAGCUCAAGAAGCUGGACAUAGAGCAUGUUGAGCGGGAAGAAGUGAAGGUGAAUGCGGUGGCUUAG